GAAUGAUGAUGUGUGUAUAUGAGUAAGUAAGUAAGCAAAAAAAAGUGGGCCAAUAUAGAAAAAAAUGCCAUGUGAGUAUCCAUAAAUCUAUCUCAAUCUCUCAAUUCUCACACACACCCCCCUUUCAUCAUAUUUAAUUGUUUCUGACACUCCCACCUCAACAAGCAAAAAACAAAACAUAAAUAAUCAAACAUGAUUAGAAGAAACAUAUAACCAACCAAGCAAACAAAGUAACCAUGUUGUGUAGAUCUAAUAUAUACAAAUAACACCAUUGCAUUGCACCACUUUUUCAACUCUCUUAGAUCUUGUUCUUGCUGUUGUAGUGACAGUGUCAUCACUUACCAUGAUGAAUGGAAGAUAUGGAAGAGAGUCUCUUUAUGGAUCCAUUAACCAUAACAGAAGAAGUAACACUUUCAAUCAUUCUAAUGGUGUUUCCAACCAUGAUGAUAACUCUCUUGAUCUCUUCUCUAACAAUCGUCGUUCUCUCUCUUUACCUUCUUCAGAUGACUCUUCUGAUGUUUCUGUGAAAUUGGGGAGACUCUCGGUUGGAGCAGCGAAACCGGCUAGAAAUGGGAUUGAGGAUAUGUUGUCAUCUGUAGAAGGAGGAAAGCAUGAUUAUGAUUGGCUUCUCACUCCCCCGGGGACCCCGGUUUUUCCAUCAUCAGAAAGUGAAUCACAAUCAACCUUGGCGCCUCCAAGAAGAAGUUUGAGUAGAUCAACUUCUACUACUAAGGCCUCAAGGCUUUCAGUAUCACAAUCUGAGAGCAACAAUCAUUCUAGUAGACCAGCAAGAAGCAGUUCAGUGACUCGCCCUUCGGUCUCCACUUCACACUCACAAUAUAACAACAACUAUUCUUCAAACAGAUCCAACUCCGCAAAUAUCCUUAACACAAGCUCAGCCUCAGUUUCAUCUUACAUUAGGCCAUCUUCUCCUGUUACCCGCUCGACAUCUUCGGCAAGGCCUUCCACUCCUACUUCCCGUCAAACUGCAUCAAGGUCCUCGACACCCUCUAGAAUACGUUCAGUUUCCACCAGCUCUGCUGUGGAAAAACCUAGACCAACGUCACAAAGCUCAAGGCCAUCCACUCCUAGUUCUAGGCCUCAGGUUCCUGCAAACUUACAUUCCCCAUCUGCACCAUCAACUCGGUCAUUGUCCCGUCCUUCUACUCCAACUCGUAGGAGUUCAAUACCCUCUUUAUCUCCUUCGUCUACAAUAAGUUCUUCAAUUUCAGCCGGACGUCCUUCAUUGAGCGGACGUAGUUCGGCACCAUCAUCACGGGCAAGCUCACCAAGUCCACGAGUCCGAGCCCCGCCACAGCCAGUUGUUCCACCUGAUUUCCCCCUUGAUACACCACCAAACCUUAGAACAACAUUACCUGAUAGGCCACUAUCUGCAGGCAGGUCCCGUCCUGGUGCAGGCACUUUGAAGGGAAAUAAUUCUGAACCUCAAGCGUCAGUUAAUAUGCCAAGGCGACAUUCAUCUCCUAUUGUCAGUAGGGGAAGAUCAACAGAACCUGUCAGUAAAAGUCGUGGCUUUGCCAAUGGCCAUCAUGCUGAUGUUCUUGAGCCGAGGAAAGUGUCACAUGCUCCUGAGGUAGUUUCAAGAAGAUCGGUUAAGGCCUCAACCACUGCACCUGACAACUCUGGAUUUGGGAGGACUAUCUCAAAGAAAUCCUUGGAUAUGGCUAUCAAGCACAUGGAUAUAAGGAACGGCUCAGGAAAUCGUGCACUAUCAAGCACCACACUCUUUCCGCAAAGUAUUCGAAACUCCACUCCCAAGAGCCAAUCUUAUCGUGGUUCAAGUGCUCCACCAACAUCUAUCGAAGUGAACAGAAACCUCCUAAACAAAAACAAUGGAAAUCAUUUUGAUGUGGUAAACGGUAUCAAUAGAAAUAUGAUAAAAGGAAGAGAGAUAGAUGAAAGACAAUACGCAGCAAAACUGAGUGAAAUUGACAUCUACGAGAGUUCUCGUUACGAUGCACUGUUGCUUAAAGAAGAUUUAAAGAAUACAAACUGGCUACAUAGUGCUGAUGAUAAAAUUGAUCAAGGCUCGUUAUUAUUCGAUAAUGGAUUUGAGAACCUGCCUGAGCCUUUUGGCCUCUUAUAGCAUCUAAAGAGGUUGUGCUUGAUGCAUUUGUAAGAUGUUAUUUAUGUUCCAUUUCUUAUAAAGCUCCAAGUUGAAAAGAAAGUAAAGAUGCAUUGUAUGUUUUCUGCAAUAUGCAGAGAAAUUAGUGGAUUUAAAUUUGAUUUUACUCUUAUACAAUAAUAUGCAGAAAAAAGAUUAAAUGAUAUAUAGGUUCAACUUUCUUGGGUGGAUGAGAAUUUUCAUACAAAAGUUUUUGUAUGCACUUGUCAAAAGUUUUUGUGCAAACAAUGUGUUUGAGUGUUUAUUUUCCUCUUGGCAAUGAACACUAAAGUUGAGUUUAGUUGAAUUUUACAUAAAUUACUUUCUCC
Molecule: messenger RNA, 2454 nt
Organism: Trifolium pratense (red clover)
Lineage: Eukaryota; Viridiplantae; Streptophyta; Magnoliopsida; Fabales; Fabaceae
Product: flocculation protein FLO11-like
Exons: 5
Coding region: 344-2107 (587 amino acids)
Biological process (GO): cortical microtubule organization
Cellular component (GO): cortical microtubule
Source: RefSeq, a predicted model, not a curated record